AUGCAGUCCGCCCCAGAUGCCGCAGCUCCUGGCGCCCCAGGAGCCCCCGGUGCAGAUGGUGCCGCCCCAGGAGGUGGACCUCCUGCACCACCCAACACCUCCAGCAACCGUAGGCUACAGCAAACGCAGGCCCAAGUGGAGGAGGUGGUGGACAUCAUGAGGGUGAAUGUGGACAAGGUUCUGGAACGGGACCAGAAGCUCUCAGAGCUGGACGACCGAGCGGAUGCUCUCCAAGCGGGCGCGUCGCAGUUCGAAAGCUGCGCGGCUAAGCUCAAGAACAAGUACUGGUGGAAGAACUGCAAGAUGAUGAUUAUGAUGGGCAUCAUUGGCGUCAUCGUGGUGGGAAUAAUAUUCUUGAUGCCCACAGUAGAUGAGUGCGUUUGCUGUGGUGAACAGGAGCGAGUCAGGGAGAAGAUGGAGGGGGCUGGGGUCCAAUGUAUUACCCAGCACCCUGGAUUUCAGCCCGUGUGCCUGAACGUAGACGUCCUUCAGACAGCCUAUUAUGCCUACAGGCAAAAUUAUGAGGACCAGUCAGGAAACAACUGGAAACGUUACACGGCGUAUCGCCAGUUUGUGCGCUGGGUGUACGAGUUCCUGGGGCGGAGGAUCAGGGUUCCUCUACCAGCCUGUGUGGUCGCGCAGAUCAGGACAAGCUUCCCAUCACCGGAGUUUGUUGGAUACCAACCUUGUAAUCCUCCCUAA
Messenger RNA from Nerophis lumbriciformis (worm pipefish), 702 nucleotides. The record is from RefSeq and is a predicted model, not a curated record. NCBI's taxonomy places the organism in Eukaryota, Metazoa, Chordata, Actinopteri, Syngnathiformes, Syngnathidae.